AUGGCAAUGGCGGCACAAGCCAUGGCCCACUUCCGUUUCUCUCCUCUCUCUUCUCAUCAGCGCUACCAUUACCAUUACCAUUACCACUCCACACAUUCCUUCCCGUCUCCGCGCCACCCCCGCAUCCAAAGACUCCACUUUGCCUUCUCCGGCGGCGACAUAGGCAGCGGGGCGGGGGGAGGAGGCGGUGGGGGAGGAGGCGGAGACUCGGACGGAGACAGCGUCGGAUUCGGAGUUCUGGGUAUGUUUUUAAACGGAUGGAGAUCGAGGGUGGCGGCGGACCCACAAUUCCUUUUCAAGGUUUUGAUGGAGGAAUUGGUGGGUGUGAGUGCGGCGGUUGUGGGCGACAUGGCCACACGCCCCAACUUCGGGCUCAACGAACUGGACUUCGUGUUCUCGACUCUGGUUGUGGGGUCCAUUCUGAAUUUCAUUCUGAUGUAUCUCUUGGCACCCACCUUGUCCUCCUCCUCCUCCUCCUGCUCCACCCUCCCUUCUUUGUUCGCGAGGUGUCCCAGCAGCCACAUGUUCGAACCGGGUCCCUACGGAAUAGUGGAGCGGUGUGGAACUCUGGUGUACAAGGGAGGGGUGUUUGCGCUGGUGGGGCUGGUUGCUGGCCUUGUUGGGACUGCCAUUUCGAACGGGCUGAUCGCGAUGAGGAAGAGGGUCGACCCCACGUUCGAGUCGCCGAACAAGGCUCCGCCUACGGUUCUGAACGCCCUGACUUGGGCGGCGCACAUGGGUGUGAGCAGCAAUGUGAGGUACCAGUGUCUGAAUGGGGUGGAGUUUUUGUUGGAGAAGUGGGUCCCUCCUUUUGUGUUCAAGUCCUCUGUGUUGGCUCUCAGACUGGCCAACAACGUUGUUGGAGGGAUGACUUUUGUCAUGUUGGCAAGGCUCACCGGCUCUCAGUCUGUUUCUGUUCCUCAACCCAAAUAG
Sphenostylis stenocarpa is the source of this 933-nucleotide messenger RNA. The record is from the annotation of a GenBank genome assembly. Lineage: Eukaryota; Viridiplantae; Streptophyta; Magnoliopsida; Fabales; Fabaceae.